CAUGUGAACUGGAUAAAGGAGGAAGCGGAUAGCGAACCCGUGCCUCAGUCGCUGCUCAAUCAGCGCGUCCUGGAGCAAUGGCUGCUGACUGACCUGCGAGAUCUGUCCCACCCGGUGCUCCCCGAAAGAAUAUCCGAGGCACUGAAAACAGAACUAAACAGCUGUUACUGUCUUCAGAUGGACUCCCUGCUAGACGUCAGCCAGCCUGCCUACACUCAGCUGCAGCGUAUUCGGGGCACCAACUGCUCCAAUGAUCAAGUCUCUGCGGUUACGCCGGAAACGCAGCGGCCGUGGGAGGCCAAGCCCACACGUAUGUUGAUGUUGCAACUCACGGAUGGAGUGCAGAGUCUGGAGGGUAUGGAAUACCGGCCCAUCCCGGCUUUAAGCACCAACCUGCCACCCGGGACGAAGCUACAGCUAGUCGGUCCAAUUGGCGUUCGUCUCGGGGUGUUACUCUUGAAAGCGGAGAACGUGAAGGUGUUGGGUGGGGAGGUGGAACAGCUCUUGGAGAUUUACUCUCAGAGCAGAGUGCUUUGCGGGACACUUGGUUUGCCUGAGGAGAACCAUCCACAAGGCGAGGAACCGGAUGACCAGGAGCUCCUGGCCAGCGUAGAGGCUCCAGUAGAUCAUCAGGUAGCUGACAGCGGCUACAACAGCAUGGCUUCAGAAACUUCCUUCAGACCAUAUCAGUCGCAACCCCGUCCUCAAGCGACGCCCGUUUCCAGAGAAGACGACUGGGAUAUGGAGGAAAUUCCAGAUGAUGACUUCAGAAGCAUUCCAGAGAAUUUUGACGAUGUUCCACAAAAUGUGGUGGAUGAUGUUCCCGAGGACUUCGAUGACAUCCCGUUAGAAGAGCUGGAGAGUGUGAUGUGCCCGAUCGAUUCAGAAUGCAAACCUGAUGCAAUCCAGCCCAAAAUUGAAGAACCAAGCCUUUUAAGUUUUCGCUCUAGAACUACUCUUAACAGCAGAAACUUGAAUGAAGUUCCUGACGCAUCUGUUGCUAGUUCCUCUACAAACACAGUUGAGGAGCCUGAAGCAAACUUACCCAACCAACCCAAAACUGAAGAACCAAGCCAGACUUUUCGCUCUAAAGCUCUGCUUGGCACCACCAACCAAAGCCGAAUCUUCAAUGAAGUUCCUCGUACAUCUAUUACAAGUUCCUCUACUAACACAGUUGGAUCUUCUGGUUGCGAACGAGAGGCACCUACGCCACCGUACCUCUGCAUGCUACAGGCUGGCCACUGGCCGCCCGCCAAAGUUCAGACUUUACAACUACAAGCUUUCAUUGUUACACUCAAAGGAAAUUUGCGCAGUAGUAGUGGCAUGUGGGAACUCGGGGCCACCAUCUCUGACGGAACCGGGUACUUGGAUGUGGAUCUGUCCGAUGCCAUGCUCACCAAACUCAUCGGCUACACGGCACCAGAGGCUCGAGUGCUGCGGAAAGACCUGGCGAGACGCGGUGAGGUGGACAGCGGGAUUCAGCGUUGUCAAAGAGAGCUGGUGGAUAUGUGCUGUAUGAUGAGCGUGCAGGUGGAUCAGACGGGCAGAGGAGUCGUGUUGUGUGUCAGUCCGCUCUCGGACAAGGAAUGCUCCGAGAUACAGAAAAGAGUGAAAGAGAGGAGGAACUAAGCCGUACUUAUUCUCUGGACUCUCGUUUAACCUAAUCUGACAGUGUUUGUGCUGAUUCAGUCAGUGGUUUCUCUAAUAUUUUAGUAGAGUAACUCGUUUUGGUUCUCUCAGUCUGAAGAAAACGGCUUAUAAUGCACUUCACUCAUAUCCGUUACAUUUCAGAAUCCACGGUGUUCUAUUUUUGUAAAUUGUUUUGUU
This is a messenger RNA of Sinocyclocheilus grahami, 1827 nucleotides long. RefSeq names its product RMI1, RecQ mediated genome instability 1, homolog (S. cerevisiae) (gene rmi1). The record is from RefSeq and is a predicted model, not a curated record. Gene Ontology annotation, molecular function: nucleotide binding. The annotation marks the transcript as partial. Gene Ontology annotation, cellular component: nuclear body; RecQ family helicase-topoisomerase III complex. NCBI's taxonomy places the organism in Eukaryota, Metazoa, Chordata, Actinopteri, Cypriniformes, Cyprinidae. The transcript has a single exon. Gene Ontology annotation, biological process: resolution of meiotic recombination intermediates; double-strand break repair via homologous recombination.